CCGCCCACUAAAGAUGGCGCUGCACCUGGUGCGGAAGGCGCGUGCAUGCCGCAGCUUCAUUCGAGCAUUUCACGGCGGAGCCGUGGCGGAUCCCGUUCCCCAGAAUAAUGGCAUACAUCGGAUAUUCUCUGGCAUCCAGCCUACGGGGAUCCCUCAUCUGGGGAAUUACCUGGGAGCCAUUGAGAGCUGGGUGAGUCUACAGGAAGAAUGCAGCUCAAUUUUAUUUAGUGUUGUGGACCUCCAUUCCAUCACUGUGCCCCAAGACCCAGCUGUUCUUCACCAGAGCAUCUUGGACAUGACUGCUGUCCUGCUUGCCUGUGGCAUAAACCCAGAAAAAAGCAUUCUUUUCCAACAGUCCCAGGUGCCAGAGCACUCAGAAUUAAGUUGGAUCCUUGGAUGUUUAGUCAGAAUGCCACGAUUACAAAACUUACCCCAGUGGAAGACUAAGAAUGACAGCCUGAAACAAGAGGGGACAGUGGGUCUCUUCACAUACCCAGUACUUCAAGCUGCGGACAUUCUGCUAUAUAAGUCCACACACGUCCCUGUUGGGGAAGAUCAAAUCAAACAUAUGGAACUGGUCCGAGAUCUAGCACAACGUUUUAACAAGAAGUAUGGGGAGUUCUUUCCGGUACCCAAAUCCCUUUUAACCUCUAUGAAGAAAGUAAAAUCACUCCGUGAUCCUUCAGCCAAAAUGUCAAAAUCGGACCCUGACAAGUUAGCCACCAUUAGGAUAACAGACAGCCCAGAGGAGAUUGUGAUGAAGUUCCGUAAAGCCGUCACAGACUUUACUUCGGAGGUGACCUACAGCCCUUCUACUCGGUUGGGUGUCUCCAAUAUGGUGGACAUUCAUGCUGCGAUGACGGGCCUCACAGUAGAAGAAGUGAUCCACCAGAGUGCCGGCCUUGACACUGCUCGCUACAAAGAUGUGGUGGCAGAUGCUGUUAUUCAGAAAUUUGCACCAAUUAAGAGAGAGGUUGAGAGACUGAGUGUGGAGAAAGACUACUUGAAAAAGGUUUUACAGGUUGGGGCAGAAAAAGCCAGAGAGCUAGCCAAACCAGUGUGCCAAGAAGUCAAGAAAUUAGUAGGUUUUUUAUAAGACUGUGAUCAAAUAAUCAUGUAUAUCCCUAAUGGAGGGACCUGACCUCAGGCAUAGGAAACUCUAUUGUUUAUGACUUUUGUUGGACCAUCCCUACCUGCUCACUUCAGAUGAGGAAACAAUGUUUUGUGACCCUAACUAAGUAUCACUUUCCCAAAUUCCAUAAACAAAAUUUUGCCAUCAGAAAAAAAGGAAAAUGAAAUUAAAGCAAUAAGCAUGGCUAAAUAUUCAAAAAGCCACGUUGCUGCUGCUGCUGCUGCUACUUUCUUCAUCAUUUUCUUUUCUUUCUUUUUCUCUUUUUUCUUCUUCUUUUUGGGGUUAGGAUUCAAAUAAUUCUGCAGGUUUGGGGUUUUCCCUCCAUGAAUCUCUGUUUCAUAUUACAAAAGUAAUUUUGAAUAAUCAGGAACAUAUUCUUGUGCUGACCUCUUCCAGAGAAGAGUGGAAGCAGUGAGGAAAUAAACAUUUAUGCAGCACCUACUAUGUGCUAAGCCACAUAUUCAGAUUAAAAGCUCCUACUUUUUACAAGUUGUUUCCUUUAUUAUUUUUAGCACAUAGAAUUAUUCUCUUUAAACAUAGUAAGAGCUUAAUAAAUACAUUGUUCAUUCAUUCAUUCAAUUUAUGUAAUAGUUUCUCUCUGAAGAUUAAGCUUUAAAUAAGACACUGGGGGGUCAACUUAUAUGUGGAAUAUUGUUCUUCAAGAAUAUUAUAGCCUCUUUUUACUAAUUUUUUUUUAAACCAAGAAGCUGAAUCCAAAAAAAAAAAAAAAAAAUGUCUGUAUGAUAGUUACUCCAUAAAAGGAGAGUGUGUUGUUUUUAUACUGCUGGUAUAUUUUAUGGACCACUGGAACUGAUGAACCCAGUCAGCCAUCUGUGUAGUAUCAGGCACACAGUUCAGAUUUCUGUGUGGUGUCACCUCAUGGCAAGUCUACCUCAGUCUCAAUCCAGAACACACUGCAGGCUCUCAAUAAAUAUCUAAUGAAAGAUAGAAAAUAGUCCAGAAAUUUUUCACAAAGCAAAAACUGACUUUUUACUUCACAAUUUCUACCAAUGCAUGUUAUCCUACUUCACAUCCAUAAGAAAGAGAAGCAGAAGAAAUAGAUAUUUCUUCUCUUCAGCUUUUAAGGCUUCUUCAAAGAUGCUCAGAAGAACUGCUGUCUUUUGGAGUAGCUUUCUAAGAAAGCCUCUCCCUCUCCCUCCCUCCCUCUUUCUCUCUCUCUCCCUCACUUCCUUCUCUCUCUCUCUCUCUCUCUCUCUCUCUCUCUCUCUCUCUUUUUCUCCAGUUUAAAGGAUUAUAGUUUUUGUCUCCUACAUCUGCUAUUUUAGCUCAUUAACAUUUGGCUUCUAGACUUCUAUCUCAGCACUUAAAUGGACAGAGUAUUUGGAUGUUGCUUAAAAAAAAUGUUGAGUUUAGCAGAUGUGAGUUAAUAUCUUGCAUUCCUCUGACCCUGAACCAAGUCCACAGUUAUUCUCUUGAAAAUGUACUCUUUAGAACAAAGGAAACAAACAUGAUAUAUUUUAUGCCUUCCAACGAAUGAUUUGUGACCGUGUUCAGAAUUGUCAGGGAUAAUUUUAUAAUUUUACUGCAUCCAUUCAUGACAUAGAAUCCAGAUUAUCAUUUCAGGUUUUGAAAUGGAGGGGACUGAUCAACAAAUGACCAUCUUAAAUACCUACCACUAAGUUAACUCAUUAUGGUGUCCUGUGGGAGAAUCUAUUGAGAACAACCGAAGGUAGUAGUAGUAGUAAAGGGACCUCUAAAAAGCCCUCAGAAAUUGAGAGCUUCCCCAAAAAAAGGUGACUUGGCUGAUGACCAACUGACAUUUGACUGGCCCAGUUAUAUCAGUGAAAAAUGGACUUUAGAAAUAGGCAUGUGUAGAGUGGAAACCAGAGACCGACAUGGGUGGGCAGGAGAUCUCUUCUGAUAUAUAAAGAGGCGUACUAGAAGAAGUCUCUUGCACCUGAACUGAAAGCAAGUACUCACAUGGAUACAAGACCACAGGCGGGUUUUAUGACAGCUCUGAGGGAACAAACCUUUCCUCUCCUAGGCUCACAGUAGAAAAAUAGCCAACAGUGGAAUUUUUGAAGUUGAUGGUUCCCCAGUGAAUGAUCUUAUUUUUUCCAUUGAUUUUACUGCCUGACUUUUUCCAAUGCCUGUGUAAUACUUACUCCUUAUUCAUAAGAUUCUUAAGGCUCCCACAUGCUCAGUACUGGGGAGAUAUGAACUAUUACAGCUCCCUGCUGACCAUAGCUCCUUUGAUAAUCACACAGCACCAUGUGUUUGACCCCAAGAGCAUCCUAGAAACCAUACUCUUUACUCUUCAGAUCCAGGUUGUUUUUAAAGUCUGUGGCGGCAGCUGCUUCUGCUUCCAUCAUCUCUGAUGCAUCUGUUUCUUUAUCUCCAUAAGUAACUACAAAAAUUCCACUUCACUCCUAUUAUACUUUUCUAUUACACUUUUCCUGGUAGAGCUUCCUGUCUUCUGCAUAGUCCCUCUCCUUUAGAAAUGUACCAGUCAAGCUCCUCCUUGCCUCCUAUCAUUUAUCUUAUCCCUGCUCUUCAUACCAAACUCUCCUUUUUUUUUCUCUGCUGUCUCCUAAAUACAGCCACCAGCUCUCCUCCUAAUAUCCCUGCCACUUCUUACAAUUUUUCUUUUCAUCCUUUUGUCCCUAUCCUUUACACCUUGAAUAGCUUCUCAGAGAUCAUACCACCUAAUUACCUUUCAACAUGCCUU
Molecule: messenger RNA, 3821 nt
Organism: Sarcophilus harrisii (Tasmanian devil)
Lineage: Eukaryota; Metazoa; Chordata; Mammalia; Dasyuromorphia; Dasyuridae
Gene: WARS2
Product: tryptophanyl tRNA synthetase 2, mitochondrial
Exons: 6
Coding region: 14-1096 (360 amino acids)
Biological process (GO): mitochondrial tryptophanyl-tRNA aminoacylation
Cellular component (GO): mitochondrion; mitochondrial matrix
Molecular function (GO): ATP binding; tryptophan-tRNA ligase activity
Source: RefSeq, a predicted model, not a curated record